AUGGUGGGCCCGGUCUUUGCGGUGAGCCGUCCAUCCCGACCCGCCAGCCGGGAUGGCCGGCUUGCCUUACUGAUCAGGAAGGUCAGCCUUGCGGCGGGCCGACUUGGUCAGGGAUCCAAGCCCUCAGACCAGGUCGCCGGCAGAACUGCCGUCAAGCUCAAUCUGCAAGUGGAGCCGUAG
Molecule: messenger RNA, 180 nt
Organism: Puccinia graminis f. sp. tritici CRL 75-36-700-3
Lineage: Eukaryota; Fungi; Basidiomycota; Pucciniomycetes; Pucciniales; Pucciniaceae
Exons: 1
Coding region: 1-180 (59 amino acids)
Source: RefSeq, a predicted model, not a curated record